AUGUCAAGUUUUUCAAGUGCCGCUACCCCCCUAGAACCACGACUUUCUCUUUCGAGUCAACAGCCUGUGGCGAAACCAGUCCGUAAGCGCGAUAAAAUCCAAUUGUCUUGUACCUUCUGCAGGAGGAAAAAGUAGCUGAUCCUCUCAGUCUCAUUUGCCCAAAGCUAAUGACCCUCGUAGGCUAAAGUGUGAUCGAAACCAACCGUGUCGUACCUGCGUAGGUCGAGGAGUUGGCCGUUCAUGUACAUAUAUUCAGAACUCUCCCAAGUUUAGAUCUUUACCAGCCCGGGUGUCACAGAGUACGCAGAACAGCCAGAUACAAAACAAAAUCAGUCAGCUUGAAGAGCUUGUUGUUUCGCUAAUGGGCUCUCUGAAUGCUACCAAAGCGGUUCAGCCACCACCAAAUUCUAUAGAACCUACAGGAGAAAUAGAACGAUCAGGGUCCGCAGAAACCCACGUUCUUAAUCAAGAAAGUUUAGCAGAUAAUUUCGGCCGUAUUACCCUGGAAAACGCAGGUACGAAGUAUGUGGAUAAUACACACUGGACGGCGAUUCUUGACGGAGUAAGUCUUGCUUCGUCUUUCAAAAUUUAACCUCAUCGCUUCAUGCAUGUUACACUCAACCAAAGAAACCUUCCUUGUUUGAUAUACACACUCUCCCAGUGGACGAAAGAGAUGGCAAAAAAACUCUGGAUCUUCACACAAAUUGGUUCAAAUAUUUAAUUAUUCCAGUUGAUUAAGAUGUAAAGAACAAUUACCCGAUAAUCCCAGCAUUAUUGUUGUAAUUGGUUUUAUAUAUGUUGAUAAUUGAAAUAUUCAGAGUCAAAUUACGACAAUAGGAAGAAAGAGAACUUUUGCUACCUCCUUGUCCACUGAGAGAAAUACCGUCAUCACAGCCAGAUACAUUUUGUAUCUCAAUUUUCAUUUCAUGAAUGCUGACUCAACUACUAGAUUUCAGAAUUGAAAGAUCAUUUUGUGGAAGAUCCGGUACUCACAUAUGAAAUUCCUCCCGAGUUGCAAGAAAAUUCACAAGAGACGCCCUUGCUACUAUUUGGCCGCAAAAACCAUGCAACAAAACAAGAAAUACUUGCAGGGCUUCCGCCGAGAAAUAUAGCCGACAGACUCGUUGCAAAAUACUUCAACUCAUGGGUCAUGUCCCCGGGUUUGUUUACACGUCAAAUUUAUUGUUUCGAUACUAACUGUGAUUGACCGGCAGUACUUCAUCGGGUAACUUUUCUGAAGGAAGUAAGACUCGGUACUUCCUUCCAUUCAUAUCCAAACACUGAUUGGUAUUUUUAAUUUUAGUACGAGAGAUUUUGGGCAAACCCCUCACAAGCACCGACCAUGUGGAUUGGUCUCCUCUUUGCAAUAUUUUGUCUUUCUGUCAACUUUCAGUUAGUCUCUCAAGAGGACGACUUACUGACCGGCAAUGCUUCACACCCAGCUGCUGAAGAUGCUCAAAUCACAAUCCAGGCUUACAAAGAAAAGAUUGUUCAGUGUUUGAUUUUAGCAAAGUACAUCAAAUCUCUACCCUACACCAUUGAGACUCUUCUUCUUUACCUUGCAGUUGAGCACCUCAACGACAGAGAUGCUCAGAUAGGAACGUACAUUCUUUUUGGGAUUGUUGUUCGAGUUUCAUUGCGAAUGGGAUACCACCGUGACGGAUCUCACACACCCGAUGAUUUGUCUCCAUAUCAAGCUGAGAUGCGGCGAAGGGCUUGGGCGUUAAUUAGAGGCAUUGAUAUUGCCGUGUCCCAGCAAGUUGGACUACCUCGUAUGCUGCGAGAAGAGAUUUACGACACGGCAGAACCCAGAAAUCUCAUGGACGAGAACUUUGACGAGGACAGCCUCGAGCUGCCAUGUUCCCUCCCUCCCACAGUACUUACGCCUAUCUAUUAUAUCACGGUCAAAAAUACCCUUCUUGAUGUAUAUGCAACGAUAAUGGACUUCACAGCACAUACCAAAAAACCUCUUUAUUCGGAAAUAACUCGAUUAGACGCAGAGUUAUGCAAGGUAAAGGAAAACCUUCCUCCGCCUUACCAAUAUAAAUCUAUGGCACAAAGUCUGACCGACCCCACUGAGUUGUUGAUUUUCCGAAUAACGUUCGAGGUCACAUUUCAUUCUGCAAACUGUCAUUUGCAUCGCUCUUUCAUGGCAAUCGGCCGUACCAACCUCGUUUAUAAGAGUUCACGACACGAGUGCCUUGCGAGUGCGAUACAACUUCUUCUUCUUCAACACACCUUUAUGGAAGAGAUACAACCUGGUGGGCGCCUAUCCGAAGAAAGAUGGAAAUUGAAUAGUAUGAUCAAUAAUCAAUUCCUUCUGGGAACGACAAUUCUAUGUCUGGAUGUGAACCGAACACUCGAGGAUGGCGAUGUGGUAGAUUCGUGUAGAAAUAUCCUGGACGAGAAAGACGGGAGGGAAUUGAUAGUCAAUGCAAUGAUGAAAGGAUGGAGGGCUUGGGAAAUGUUAAGUGGCAAGUCUCAGGAUGCAAAGAAGGGGGCAAACGCCCUCAAACUUGUUCUUGGAAAGAUCAAUCAGAAACCAGGAGGGCCCUUUGGAGCAUUGGGUUCUAAACAUGAGAUGCCACGGUACGAUGGGUAUCUCGCUCCAGAACCCGCUGCAUGCAGCUCCAACCCGUCUCUGAGGAGUGAUGACUUUCCAAUAUAUCCGAGCCCUGGGGUUCAAGGCUCGGAUGUCGACAUGAUGUUCAACUUCAGCGACUUCGAUAUCCCAACAGAUGACUUUGCUUGGGUAUGUUCACAUAGUCACUACAUUGCUCUUAUGAAGACUGAUUGUAUAACUAGGAUGAUUGGGAUAUCCUGCAAAGCAUAUCGGGACCAGAAUCGAGUUCAUAUAUGGGGUUGGCCUUUGGCUUCUAA
Molecule: messenger RNA, 2880 nt
Organism: Hymenoscyphus albidus
Lineage: Eukaryota; Fungi; Ascomycota; Leotiomycetes; Helotiales; Helotiaceae
Source: the annotation of a GenBank genome assembly